Vicia faba (fava bean) is the source of this 801-nucleotide messenger RNA. The record is from the annotation of a GenBank genome assembly. NCBI's taxonomy places the organism in Eukaryota, Viridiplantae, Streptophyta, Magnoliopsida, Fabales, Fabaceae.
AUGAUGCAUUUUAACAACAACAGAUGGGGUGCUCCUCGUUACAACAAGACACCUUCCAAGGUGGUUUGUAUUCCGGUUCAUUUCGUUGGGUCGGAGAGAAACAGAACCGAUUCAGCCACCAAGAUUCAGAGGGUUGCAAGAGGGUAUCUUGUGAGGAAGUGUAUGAAGAAGAUGCUGAAGAUGAAAGUGGAGUUGGAGGACAUUGAGCAGAAGGUGAAUAGUGAAGAAACUGUGAGGGUGAUGAAGAAGGAGCAAAAGGAGAGGAUAAAGAUAUGUGAAACCAUCAUGAAUCUGCUUCUUAGGUUGGAUUCUGUAAGUGUGUUUCAUUGUUCUGCUCUUAGGGAGUUGAGAAAGUCGCUCAUUAAAAGGGCCAUUUUUCUUCAAGAAUAUGUGGAUCAAAUUCACAUGGUGAGUCCCACAGAUGAGGAUGAUGGUAAGGGUGGAGAUGAGGAUGAGAAGAAGAUGGAGGAAGAAGAGAGUGUGGGAUCAAGUUUGAUGGAGCAAGAAAUUGAGGAGGAUAGUGUGGAUGUGAAAGAAGAGGAGGGUAGAAAUGUAAUUGGAUGUGAGGAGGAAGAGGAUGAGAAAAGGGAAAUAUUGAGAAGGAUGAUGAAUGAGAAUGAGAAGAUGAUGAAUAUGAUGACACAAUUGUUUGAGAAGAAUGAGAAGCAAACAUCACUUCUCACAUCUCUCACACAAAGAGUGGAACAGCUUGAGAGAACAUUCACUUGUGACAAGUUAAAGAAAAAGAAUAAGAGGAGAAGAAAUGUUGAUGCCAAACAUAGAUAUAAUGGUUGCAUAUAA